Megachile rotundata (alfalfa leafcutting bee) is the source of this 1199-nucleotide messenger RNA. Its product is annotated as non-homologous end-joining factor 1. Gene Ontology annotation, cellular component: DNA ligase IV complex; nucleus. Gene Ontology annotation, molecular function: DNA end binding. The record is from RefSeq and is a predicted model, not a curated record. Gene Ontology annotation, biological process: double-strand break repair via nonhomologous end joining. NCBI's taxonomy places the organism in Eukaryota, Metazoa, Arthropoda, Insecta, Hymenoptera, Megachilidae.
AUAAAUAUUUAUUUCUUAUUUCAAAAAUGAUAUCAGCGUUGUAGGUUAUGUCAUUGAAUGAUAGGUUAGGAAAUUUGUACUUCAAAAAGUAUUAAAAUUUAUAUUAUUUUAAUAACAACAACAAGGAUGGGUUUUCAUCAGUGUAAUGAAGAACCAAUAUGGAACAAUUUAAAACUAAAUAAUGAAGUAUAUAUGAUUUCUGCCAUUCAGAAGGAAGACAAUAUUGAUAUUUUAUUAACUAAUUUUAUUGAAAUAUGGAUGGAGAAAUUAACAGAUAAAAUUAUUUUAGAUAGAUGUCGGGAAUUAAAUCCACUCCUAAAUGUUGAAGCUCUCAAUUACAAAGAAACUAUAUUAAAUAUGCUGAAAGAUGUAUCAGCCCAUAUUGUUGAGGCAUCUCCUGAAAAAAUUAAAUUACGUACUAAAAUACAAGGGGGUUUCAUGAAAUUUGAAUUAAAGCUAAUAAAAGGAACACCUCAAAAUUUUUGGGAAUCAAUAACUAAACCAUUAUGUAUAUCAUCAAUGGAACUUGCUCGUCAGCAUAAAUUCCUCUUAGAUUUAAUAAAAAAGAAGGAUGAGGAAAUUGCUGAGUAUAAAGCUGAAGGGGCUGAAUUGAUAAGAAAAAAUAUUGAAACAAAACCUUUUAUGGAAGAACAACUCAAAACAGAUGUUUCUAUUACAAAUAUCAAUGACUAUGCAAAUAUCUUCCAAACAGUAACAAAUUAUUGCAAUGCAUUUUAUUCUCAUGACUCUUCUGCAAAAGUCACAAGCAGUGAUGAGAUAAAGAAAGCAGAAAACUAUACCCCUGACCAAGAUGAUGCUGGACAACUUGAAGGAGUUUCAAAUGGGAAUACUUCUGCAUCAAAAAUUUCACCCUCACAGAAUAAAAAGAACAGAAGAAGUGCUAAUAAGGAAGAAAUAACUGCUAAGACAAGAACUGCAAAUAUGGCAUAUAUACCUACUAAAAAAAUAAAGAAAGGUUCAAAUAAAUCUAUAUUGUAAAAGAGGUAAAGUUAAGGGUUUACUUACAUAUAAUAUUCAAAGGGAAGUGCUGUAAGUAAAAAUAAUAUUAAUUGCUUUUAUUAUUUAUGCAAAGAAAAGGUAACUUAAAGUACCUUACAAUACAAAUCAUGAUUUACAUUAAAAUGAAUUUAUUACAAUUGUAAAUAUAUUUAGAAUUUCUAUAAUUCUAUAUCACAGCU